This is a messenger RNA of Daucus carota subsp. sativus, 2389 nucleotides long. RefSeq lists its product as uncharacterized. The record is from RefSeq and is a predicted model, not a curated record. The transcript is spliced from 3 exons. Lineage: Eukaryota; Viridiplantae; Streptophyta; Magnoliopsida; Apiales; Apiaceae. The coding region runs from base 144 to 2039 and encodes 631 amino acids.
CUUACAUAAUCCAAACUGCACUAGAAUGCUACCAAAUGUCAACGACCACAGAACUCCAGUUUGCAAAAAAAAUCAAGAUGAGAUUUAUCUAUUAGUUUCCACAUUCUUCUGCUUGACAGAUUCUUAAACAUUUACGCGCCACGAUGAAAAAAUGGAACCUGUGUACUGGCAGGGGGAUAUCGGAAACUAGAAGUGCUUCUAAGCUUCAUCUUAUGAUCUGUGAGAUUGAAGGUUUUCCAAUUGGAGAUAUCACAAACAAGAAAUUCUAUAUAAAAGUGCAGAUAAAAUGGAAAGCCAAGAAAAGUUACUUUUAUGGAGGAGCUAGAGAUAAAAGUAAUACUACAAGGCAGUGUGUAGAGUCUGAUGGAUGUGUCCGAUGGAACGAAGGCUUUGAGCAUAACUGCAACUUCAGAGUGAAGGACCACAGCAGCAGCGACUGGAAGAUUGAACUUAAGAUUCAGGGACAGGAUGCAGAAUCGAUUAGUAAACCUUCUCUUUUAGCCAAAGUCAGCAUAGAUACUGCAGAAUUUGCUGGUCUGACUAAUAACACCGAGAAAAAACUGGAACUCCCUUUUGCAUGCUUCAUCAGCGAGUCCACAGUUGGGGCCAGACUGAUAGUGAAACUCCGCUGCCCAGAAGCAAAACCCCAGCAAAUAAAUGGCAGUGUGCACCCUGUUUCUCCUACGCAGAAACUAGUAUCUUCACCCUCAUUUUUCAGCUUCGAGGAUCAGAGCACCAACAGAAAGUGUAGCUUAUCUUCAGACUCGGAGGAUGAUGAACAAAGCUACAAAAGGAUAAUUGAAACAAACUUGCAGAAUACUGGUCUAGCAGAUGACAGGGUUAUAUACAACAAGGAUGAGAGCUGGGAAGAAAACCAUCCAUCAGGUUACCAGGAGAUGAGCAAACCAUCGUUACUUAGACUUAUGUCAUGGAACGGUAAAAGUCAUGGAUCCAAAGUACCAGAUCAUCCCCGUGAUACACCGCUCUUAAACAAGGCAUACAGUGAAGAUGGAGGAGAUGAUAUUGACCAUGCUCGUCGUUGUCUCUCAUUAUCCUUGGAAUUGAAAGAUAGAAAAGCAAAGAAUGAGUUUCAGUCAUCAGAAUUCAUGGGCAGCGAUCGGUUUGAAGUAGGCAAGUGGGAGAAGAGAAAGUUCAAGAGCAGAGAUGGAAAACUGGAACUUGUGACAGAGAUGUUCCUAGCCUCUAUCGAUCAGCGGAGCGAUAAAGCAUCAGGUGAAGGUGCCUGCAGCGUGCUUGCUGCAGUGAUUGCAGAUUGGCUCCAUCAGAACCCGAAAUUCUUACCUCUAAAAUGUCAAUUUGAUAAACUGAUCAAAGAGGGGUCUUUGGAAUGGAGAAAGUUGUGCAAAGAGGAGAGUCAUAAAAGGAAGUUUACUGAUCAACACUUUGACCUUGAUACAGUGUUGCAAGCUCAAGUUAGACCAUUGAUGGUGGUGCCUGAAAAAUCCUACAUAGGCUUCUUUGAACUUGAAAAUAUGCCGAAUCAGUUGGAUUUCCUGCAAGGAGCAAUGUCAUUUGACAGCAUAUGGCAGGAGCUCCAACAAAGUGAACCAGCUUUAGAAGACCAGAUCUAUGUUGUCAGUUGGAAUGACCAUUUCUUUGUUCUCAAAAUAGAAAAAGAUGCAAUAUACACAAUUGACACACUUGGGGAGAGGCUCUCGGAGGGAUGUCGCAACGCAUACAUAUUGAAGUUCAAUAAAGACAGUAAGGUUUAUAGGGUGCAACCAAAGUCAGGCAACUUGAAGAAAGGUUCAAAUUCAAGCAACUUGAAGAAGGAAUCAGAAGACAAUCAACAAACUGAACUAAGCAACUCAGAGAAAUCUAACAAAAGAGAACGUCAUGAACUGAUCGGUGAAGGCAAGUUAUGUUGCAAAGAAUUCAUCAAGGGGUUCCUUGCUGCAGUCCCACUUGAAGAAUUGCAAGGUAACAUCCAAAAGGGACUCGGUAACAAAGAUCCUCUCCAUCGGCUCCUGCAAAUUGAGUUCCAAUACAUGACCCCGUAUCCAUUAAGCACCCAAUAAGGUUUUCCUUGUUGCAGUCCUACUCGAAGAAUUGCAAGGUAACACAAAAAAGGGAGACAUUAAACAAAAUAAGCUGGGAUAAGAGAUCCUAAAGCAAGCAAACAACCCCUUCUCGCCUACUUGUAAUUUGUACAUCUUUUAAAUGUUCACAACCACCCAAAAUGUAAUGUGGCUACUAGAACGUAUUUCCUGACUAUCAGCAAGGCACUCAAUACAAACUCUGUCCAAUUAAAAAAAUUGUUAUGAAUGAGGAUAUGAGUCGGUUGUGAUGAGGCCAUGAUGAUUAUGGCUUUCCUCCUGUGUAAUCAUCAGCUGGAAGAAUAGCUAAGACCCAACCAGAUGUUUCCUAA